Messenger RNA from Drosophila subpulchrella, 1299 nucleotides. RefSeq names its product involucrin. The transcript has a single exon. The coding region runs from base 137 to 1249 and encodes 370 amino acids. NCBI's taxonomy places the organism in Eukaryota, Metazoa, Arthropoda, Insecta, Diptera, Drosophilidae. The record is from RefSeq and is a predicted model, not a curated record.
CUGUUUUACGUGCCAUGAUAACAUGUUAUUGACACCUAAUUAGCUGCAGAAUAUUGGCUAUGCAAGCACUUUGAUUCGGGUAUUUAAGUGGAAUGUUAAAGUAGCUGGAUUCACAGUCUAUUGUAAGAUAUUCAAGAUGAAGGCAGCUAUUGUUUUGGCACUGAUCAGCACCGUUUUGGCUGCUCCGCCACUGAGGUUGAUGCCAAAGCCUGUUCCUGAACAGGACCCGUACGCUCAUAUAUUCGCGCAGGUGCGUCCAGCGGUUCAAAAGCCUCUGCAGAUGGAGUUUCAGUCACAACAUCACUAUGGUGUGUCGAACAACCAGGUUGAAAUGGGAGUGGAAUCCGCGGAGCAGAUGCAUCUGGAGGUCGAGAACCAGCAGCACCACCCAAACUUGUAUCCCAAUCAUCAGGUGGAGCAGGAGCAGAAGCCACCUCAGCACCUGGAGUUCGAGAUUAAGCAGCAGCACCAGCAAAACUCUGCCCAGGGGCACUUAUUUAACUUGGAAAUGAGACCAGUGGAGCAGAAUCGUCCCCAGCAUUUGGAGGUAGAGAUCAAGGAGCAACACUCCUCUCCAAAUCAUCAGGUUGAAUUGGAAAUGAGGCCUGUGGAGCAGAAUCGUCCUCAGCACUUAGAAUUCGAGAUCAAGCAGCAGCACCAGCAAAACUCUGCCCAGGGACACUUGGUUUCUCUGGGUGUGAAGCCAAUGGAGCAGAAUCGUCCCCAGCACUUGGAGGUAGAGAUUAAGGAGCAACACUCUUCGCCAAAUCACCAGAUGGAGCUGGAAAUCAAGCCCGUGGAGCAGAAUCGUCCCCAGCAUUUGGAGGUUGAGGUCAAGCAGCAGCACCAGCAAAACUCUGCCCAGGGACACUUGGUUUCUCUGGGUGUGAAGCCAAUGGAGCAGAAUCGUCCUCAGCAUUUGGAGGUUGAGAUCAAGGACCAACACUCCUCGCCAAAUCACCAGAUGGAGCUGGAAAUCAAGCCCGUGGAGCAGAAUCGUCCCCAGCACUUGGAGGUUGAGAUCAAGGAGCAACACUCCUCCCCAAAUCACCACUUUGAGGUCAAGCAGCAGCACCAGCAGGAAAACUCCGCCCAGGGACACUUGGUUUCUCUGGGAGUGAAGCCCCAACAAAUGGAGGUCUCCGCCGAUCAUCACCAGAAGCAUCCCCAGCAAAUCGAACUGGCUCAGGAGGACAAACCCAUCUCCUAUCUGCAGAACCAGCACUUCAACCUCAACCUGCGCCAAUAGAGCGUCUGAACCGAAAAUGUAUCCAUAUAACCAAAAGCAUUAAAUAUGUA